AAUUGGCAACGCGAUCCCGAUACCAAGACACGAAACGAACGUACAACGGUAGUUAAGCGAUCCGUACGUGGUACGAGGUGAAAGACCGCGGACGAUCGAGACAAGAUUCCCGAGUUGAGAUACCGAACCCGGUGACGUCACAAUGGCGUCCACCGACACAUCGACCGCCAGCAGUCAGAUAUCCGCCGUCGCAGCUGAGGAGCACAAGCGAACCGUCGACGAGGCAUUCCUCAACAAGUUGAAAAGUCUCGUCGAGAGGUUGAGGCUUGAGAACUCGACCUUGAAGAAGUCGCUCGAUGUCGAGCGGAGCGAGGUCAGAGCACUGAAGGCCCGACACGAGAGCACAUUGAGAAACCUAAAGACUGAACACAGAAAGAAAGAGGAGUUCUUAGAGAAGCAACUCAGGACAGUAUGCAAGCCUGACAGGCCGACAGAAGAUGCACACUCAGGCAAUAGCAGAUUAGUAGAAAUAAAGAAGUUGUCAAUGGAGAUUCAGUCUUUAAAAGCUGCGAACAAGGGUCUACAAGAAAAACUCAAGGUCGCCCAGGCGGCGGAGUGCGCCCGCGCGGCCGAGCUGCGCGCGCAAGCGGCCAAGCACGCCGCGCUCGAGCAGGCCGCGCGGAGAGACGCACGCGCACAGUGCCAUAAACUGCUGGAGGAAAUAAAAUCGAAAGAGCGGACCAUCAUACAGUUGAGACGAGAGGCGGCGCGAGCGGCAGCCGCGCAACAAAACGAUCAGGUAAGUUCCAAUCACCUAUUCAAUUGCAGUCUAGAUUGUUUUGGAUACUUUUUAGAACCCCACAGCAUUUCUGUUAUACUCAGAUCAUUUUAAACUCAUAUUUCGCGAGUGUAAACUGAACCAAAAAUACUGUUAGAAAUGAAAAAUAUUUUGAUUGUUCACUUUGAAAUGACUAUAAUUUUAAUUAAGAAAGAUGUGCUACAAUUAUUAUGUGGUACAUGUAGGUACAAAUAAUGUCAUAUCGCUACGAGCAAGCAAAUGCACAUGUUAG
Molecule: messenger RNA, 1010 nt
Organism: Manduca sexta (tobacco hornworm)
Lineage: Eukaryota; Metazoa; Arthropoda; Insecta; Lepidoptera; Sphingidae
Product: janus kinase and microtubule-interacting protein 1-like
Source: RefSeq, a predicted model, not a curated record